Molecule: messenger RNA, 914 nt
Organism: Arachis ipaensis
Lineage: Eukaryota; Viridiplantae; Streptophyta; Magnoliopsida; Fabales; Fabaceae
Source: RefSeq, a predicted model, not a curated record
GAAAAGAGGACUAAUUAGGGUUUAACACUUAAUAAGAGUUAGUUGUUAUGGGAACCUCAAUGACAUGGAAGCAUUUGCCUCCGCUCAUUGGGAAUAGAUCCUCUCAAUUGUUGAAAAAAAAUUGAGGGAAUAAAGUGUGAUCUAUAACCCUUCAAUACACUCUCUCUCAUGUUUUCUUUUGAUCCUACCUAUAACAAUUAAUAGUGAGAGAUUACACUUUACUCCCUCAAUUGUUAAAAAAAAUUGAGAGGAUCCAUUUCUCCACUCAUUUAUGCAUUAGCAUUUUGCUUAAUUGCUAUCAAUGUUGCUGCUGAUGAUGAUCAGAGUCCUUAAUUAUUAUGGAAGCCACAACUCUCCCUACCACCCAGCUCCACAGGCGGCGCCACCCGCACAUAAACCUCACCCACCCUAUAUGUACAAGUCUCCCCCUCCUCCAUCUUCAUACAUUUACAAGUCUCCACCACCACCUUCUCCGUCGCCACCUCCUCCAUAUUAUUAUAAAUCUCCUCCUCCACCUUCUCCUUCUCUUUCUCCACCACCUCCAUAUAUCAACAAAUCUCCUCCUCCUCCCUAUUAUUUUAACUCUCCACCCCCACCACCAUAUAUCUACAAGUCUCCUCCUCCACCCUCACCUUCACCACCACCUCCAUAUUUCUACAAGUCUCCUCCACCACCAUCCCCAUCACCAUCACCUCCUUAUAUCUAUAAAUCGCCACCACCAUCAUCUCCAUCACUACCACCACCAUAUGUCUACAAGUCUCCACCACCUCCUCCAUAUUUUUACAAGUCACCACCUCCACCUUCUCCGUCACCUCCUCCACCAUAUAUUUAAUUAAAAGUCUCCACUGCCACUCUUCACCUUCACUUCCUCCUCCUUACGUUACAACUCACCACCUCCAUCAAAGCAAGCCUAU